AUGUCGGAGCCAAUCAUUCUCUCCGAUGAAGAAGACCAGAAUGCCCUCUCAACCCCAUUCCAACCAUUCCACUGUAAGAAACGCCGAACCCAACUGGACCCAAACCCAAUCCCUACGGUUCUGGUCCUCGACGACGACCCGACCCCACAGAAGCAGCCCGGCCCCACCUCCACUCCUGACUUCGUCCCGGAGACCCCCAUGUCUGAUCUCGCAAUUGUGAAAUGCACCAAAGCCCCUUCCCACUUCCAAGCUAGGGUUUCAGACUCCGAGCACAAGUUCCCUGACGGGAAUUGGGAGAUUGGUCAGUCACUGAAGAUGGGAAAAAUUGAGGAAGAAGUAAUCAGGUUUUAUAAAAGGGUUUAUACAAAAGAAGAAAACACAACUUGGUUAGAGAGACCUUUUCAGGACGAUGAGAUGAUGAAGGCAAUUUGGGACUGCUGCGAGGAUAGUCACUCGGUCCCGAUGGUAUUUCUACAGCAGUUUAUCCAGUGUUGCACUGUGUUGAUGGUGGACUUGAUGAAGUUUUUGAGGAAUUUAAUAGAAGUGGGGUUGUCAAUGAGAUCACUAAUGAAACGUACAUUUGCCUUAUUCCAAAGAAAAUGGAUGCAUGCAAGUUUGGAAAGGUUUUGCAUCAAGCUUGUACAAGAUUAUCUUGAAGGUUUUGGCUCUGAGAUUGAAGCAAGUAUUAGGGGAUACAAUUUCGUUCUGGUCAAGAAGCUUUUGUUAAAGGAAAUUUUGUUAAAGGAAGGCAGAUAUCAGAGGUUUGGCAUCAAGCUUGUACAAGAUCAUCUCGAAGGUUUUGGUUCUGAGAUUGAAGGAAGUCUUAAAGGAUACAAUUUCCUUAUGUUCAAGGAGCUUUGGUUAAAGAAAGGCAGAUAUCAGAGAGCUGCCGGAGCUUCCCUCCCAAGGCGACUCUUUGUAGGAUCCUUUUAUAAAGGGAUCCGAAGCCCGGGUGUUAAUGGACUGAUAUGUUUGGAAUCUGAUAAUGAGCCUGAAAGUGGUCAUGCAAGGAAAAAGGGGAAGGAGAUUGAAUCCAUCGCUAGUGGGUGUGAUGUGGUGAAGGACUUAGAUUGGAGGUUUAGUUUUGUCGAGUCCACAAGUUCUCUUGGAGAUGCUGAGUUAGCACAUAUGUCUGAGGGGAAUUUUUCACAAUCUACUUUGCAAGAUGAUAUUGAUCAGGAGGCUGAUGUAGAACAGCCUGUAGAAAAUAGAAUGGAUCAGAUGGGAAACAUCUUGAAGCAGAGAAGGACUACAGCUGUUACUGAUAAAGAAAACAUUACAAAAGAGGCAACAGGAAGAAGGAAGCUGACAAAAGAGGAAAGAACGCGCUUAAUGGAAGAAAAGAAGCUAAAGAAGAUACAAGAGAAAUUGCAAAGAGAAGCUCUGAAAGCUGAAGCAGCAGAGAUGAAAAAAAUACAGAAAGAAAAGCAAAAGUGGGAAAAAGGGAAGUUUGCCCUAAAAUCCAUCGUGGCCGAGAUUGAUUCUAAAGUAGUGGAGUUGGGGUCAGUUGGAGGAAAUUUGCUUACAAGGUUUGCUGAAAAGGGGCUAACAUACCGUAUAACAUCAAAUCCAAUUGAAAGAUCAAUUGUCUGGACCAUGACUGUCCCAGAACAUAUUUCACAGCUUUCCCCUGAAGAAAUAGAGAUUCAAUAUAUAUUGCUCGUGUAUGAAGCUGAAGAGUUUUGUAACCUUGUCAUCAAUGAAUCUCUUUUGGAUCAUGUUUUUAGUGUUCGAAGUCGUUAUCCAUCGUAUACAGUGUGUUAUCUUACAAAUAGGUUGAUGGCAUACAUUAUAAAAGGUGAGGUUGCUGAAGAUCCAAGGUUACCAUUGUGCAUCUGUAGCUCAUUUACUUAG
This is a messenger RNA of Prunus armeniaca (apricot), 1854 nucleotides long. NCBI's taxonomy places the organism in Eukaryota, Viridiplantae, Streptophyta, Magnoliopsida, Rosales, Rosaceae. The record is from the annotation of a GenBank genome assembly.